This is a messenger RNA of Aricia agestis (brown argus), 4815 nucleotides long. RefSeq names its product muscle M-line assembly protein unc-89-like (gene MnM). Gene Ontology annotation, molecular function: manganese ion binding; protein binding; metalloaminopeptidase activity. The transcript is spliced from 4 exons. Lineage: Eukaryota; Metazoa; Arthropoda; Insecta; Lepidoptera; Lycaenidae. Gene Ontology annotation, biological process: proteolysis. Gene Ontology annotation, cellular component: cytoplasm. Bases 128 to 4744 code for a protein of 1538 amino acids. The record is from RefSeq and is a predicted model, not a curated record.
AAUAAGAUAGAUCAAGAUCUGAGCCGGGCGUUAGCGACGAGUUAUUCCCAGCGCGGAGUCUGCGGGCGCGGGGCGGAGCGGGGGCGGCUCGCCCGAGUUCAGUGUGUCGGCGCGCGCCGCCGCCGCCAUGGGCAACCACCAUUCCGCCGCUAACGCAAGCAGAACCAGGAAGAAUGUCCACUGGAAAUCGGCAGGCCGGCCGUCGCCCCCCGGCAAACCGGAUAUAAUUCCGAUCCUGUCCGACGACGAGCCCAAUGCCGUGACUCUUCGCUGGGCGCCGGCGGCCCACGACGGGGGCGCGCCGCUGCGGGGAUACCAGGUGGAGUGCAACCGCCUGGGGUCGACGGAGUGGGUCCGGACCGCGCCCCCCGUAGUCCUGCGGCCGGAGCUCGUCCUCAGCGGCCUGGACCCGCCCCACCGCUAUCAGUUCCGUGUCGCCGCCGUCAACGCCGUCGGCCGGUCCGAGUACAGCGACCUCUCCGACGUCCUCACCGUCAACUCCGAUCGCCCCUCGUCGUACGAGCCCCCGGUUUUCCUCCAGCACCUCGAGGAUGUCGUAACGUUGGAGAACGAUAAAACUGAAUUUCGCGCGACCUUCACCGGCUCCCCGACUCCCACGAUCUCCUGGUUCAAAGACGACUACGAAAUAUUUAGCAGCAGAAGAACGGCCAUUUCGACGACCGAAUCCACGAGUGUACUCGUCUUCCACCAGACCCUGCCGAGUGACGAGGGAGAAAUAAAAUGUACGGCGACCAACCGAAUGGGUCACGCCGUCACGAAGGCGCGCCUGUCUCUGGAGGCGGCCCCGAAACUCCGCUACCCGCGACAGUAUGAGGACGGGUUGCUAUACGAAAUAAACGAAACUGUAUUCCUGAAGACUUCGAUAGUCGGCAAACCCACUCCGACUAUAGAAUGGCGGCACGACGGUCAACCGAUUACGGUCAAUGAACGAGUUCAAGUAACUAACACUAGCAAAUUCUCGAUGCUGAAGAUUCAUUCGGCUCGUAGAAGCGAUCGAGGGGAGUAUCAAAUACUGGCGAAGAAUAAUAUCGGAGAGGACACUGCCUCCUUCCUCGUCACUAUAACGGCCCCGCCGGAUCCACCCAGAAACGUCUCCGUGACACGUCAGGUAGACAAAUCUGUAACUCUAGACUGGGAAACCCCGGAGGACGACGGCGGCUGUCGAAUCGGAAACUACAUCGUCGAGUACUACCGCAGCGGCUGGAACGUGUGGCUCAAGGCUACGACGAGCCGAAAAACAAACGUGACGCUAUUCGAUCUGAUAGAGGGUAGUGAAUAUAGAUUUCGAGUUAAAGCAGAAAGCCCGUACGGUAUGAGUGCGCCGAGUGCCGAGUCGGCGCCUAUCAAGAUCCCCGGUCGGUCUGUGAACAUGGAGUUUCUGGAGGUCGAGUCGAGGAUAAUCAACGACGUGUUGACUAGAGAGGACGGCGAAGAGUUGCCCGUGUCUCCGGUGCCGAGACGGAAGCGGGCAUCGGCCUCGAGUACCCCUGCUCUAGAGUCGGCCCCUGUCUCUCCCGUGCCACGUAAACAACCGCGUUCAUCUCCGUCGAGGGAAUCUGAGAACAACGAGUUUAUGCUGGUACUCUACCCCGAAAACAACAAAGCAGCAGAAAAGGCUGAAAAACGAAAAUCUUUCCAACUGGACUUGGAAGACGCUCUGUCGCCGCCACCGAUUUCAUUAUCAGCACCCGAGCUUAGUUCCCGACAAGUUGGUUCAUUCAGACCACUGCGACAUGCCGUCAGUUCCACCGAGCUGCUCCACGAGCGGGCAAUGGCUCGAUUUUACAAAGUCGCCGCAAUGAGAGAAGAAAGAUCAAAAGUCAAAGACAGUAAAGUAAUAAUUAAUAAAGAAAAUCACAUUCCUAAUCAUACCAACGACCUAAAUAAUAAAACUAAAAUAGAAACUCCAAAACCGACCAGUGUUAUACAGAAAAAAGUACCGGAGAUAUUUGUAAAAACCGAAUCUGUUGAAAGCAAAGACAGCAAUUCUCAAAAAUCGUCUGAAGUCAAAACUAGUAAUACAGACAUACCACAAAAAUUGGGACCAAGAUGGCAGAGUAUGUCAUUUGAUGAAGACUAUACAGCAAGUACCGUAUCAACUGAUGGUGAUUACUCUGAAGAAGAAGAAGAAGGCAGCUUAAACGAAGACGAAGAAAGAGCGAACUACUAUGCUGAUGAGGAAGAAACUUAUAACCCACGAAACAAAGUACCUACGUCUAUUUCUGCGACGUCGUUAGAAAAGGAACAAGAGAUAGAAACAGAACCUUUAAAGCCUCUACCAUUACCAGAUCCAAAUUUCGUACCAAAGCCGAUAUUAAAGAAGAAAGGAACAGACAUUAUAGACGUAAAACUGCAAAAUAGUAUGUCCAAAAAUACGUCAGACGAUAGGAAUGAAAGAUUAGGCGAUAAAGGAAAGAAGGACGAAAAAUUAACACUCUUUAAGAAAUUUACUAAGAUGCCAGUUCAAAAACCAUUUAGCUUGCCAAAACUACGAAAGAAAGAAUCAAAUAAAAGUCAAGAAAACAAUAAUCAACAAGUAGACGAUAAAAAGGUAGUUAAAGAAAAUAUUAUCAAAAAGGAAGAUAUUAAUGAUGAAGGCAAGACAGUAAUUGAUUAUUACGGUAAUAUAGUUAAGGAAUACGGAGGCCAAAGAAAGCAAAAUACUCCACUUUAUUUAAAUACUGAGGAUUUGAAGAAGGUAGCUGAAAAUCAAGAACUAGAAAGCACUAUGAAUAUAGUGAAAGAAAGAAAUGAUAAAGUUGUGAACAAAGCGUCACCGAAAAAAGUCGUCAAAAAACAAAAAGAAAACAGUUCAAAGGAAGACUCAAAACAAUCGUUAAACAAACCCAUUAAGUCUAACGUUAAAAAGGUGGUAAAUGUGAAAGAUAACAAUAAAAUUACUACAAAUCCUAAACCAAAAAUAACUAAAAAAGAAGAUAGACCAAAAGCCAAUAAUACUAUCGAUUUAAAACUAGCUGAGAAAACACAGGUUGUUCUUACAACGACAGAGAGGGCUACAAUAGUAAUACCUAUUGACUACAAGAAACUAGAACAAAAGGCCAAAAUGAAUGUCCGAACUGCAAUAGAUUAUACGGUGGAUGUUUAUAAUAAUAUGUUGCAAUCUAGACAAGGAUUCAGGUGCAUUCGAUUUAUAUCACAAUUUAGAGCACAACCUACUGAUUGCAUACCCUUUAUAGCACCUCGUAAAAUAAUUGAUCCAGCGGCAUGCACAUCUCGUGAUAAAGGUCUCGUUCUUGGAGUAUACGACAACGAGGAUUUGCAUAAUGAAAAACCCCUGCUUACUCGGAGUGCCCAAAAGUAUGACAAGCUAUGUAAUGGUAAACUAUGGAAGCAGUUAAGUUUAACUCCUAUACCUAAAUUGGGAAAGUAUAGAGUUUUCUACGACUUAGAAGAAUCGUUUGCUUACGUAGCAGUCGCAGGGCUCGGAUCGCAGGGCAUAUGUAACGAGUUGGAGCAAAUGAACGAAAUGAAAGAAGCGAUACGUACCGCAGCUGCAGUAGGAGCGGCGGCUUUGCAAAAAUUUAAGCCUUCCACUAUACACCUGGAGUCGUUUGGGGACGCUGAGGUUUCAGCUGAGGGUGCCCAACUCUCUAUAUGGAAAUUUCGAGAAUACAGACGAGCUUCGUCCAGCGAAGUCAUUCCCGCGCCUAAACUCGAACUAUACGACGACUGCAAUUUCGACGGCUGGAAAAAGGGUCAACUUAAAGCAGAGUCUCAAAAUCUAGCUCGAUACUUGCAAGAAAUGCCGGCUAACAUAUUAACUCCGACGGCUUUCGCAAAGAUAGCCGUCGAUUUGUUAUGCGAACUCGACAUCAACGUAGAGGUUAGAACGCGGGGCUGGGCAGCGAGUCGCGGCAUGGGUGGGUUCGUUGCUAUCGGGCAGUCAUCUAUACAACAACCGCUGUACGUGGAAGUGAGCUACUACGGAGCAUCCGCCUCUGAUAGGCCAGUGGUUCUAAUCGGAAAAGGCGUGACAUUCAACAGCGGGAGUAUAGAUUUGAAACCACCCGAGGAAUUGCGGUUCAUGAAAGGCGACAUGGCCGGGGCGGCGUGCGUAUUGGCGACGAUACGGGCAGCGGCUAAUAUGAAAUUGCCCAUAAACAUACGAGGCAUCCUCCCACUUUGCGAGCUGAUGCCGAGCGGCAAGAGUCCCAAGGUCGGUGAUGUGGUCCCGAGCGCCGGUGGGAAGACAGUUCUGAUAAGAUACCCCUCGCGAGAAGGUAGAUUGCUGAUUGCGGACAGUUUGAUAUACGCUAGGAGCUACUGGCCCAAAUAUAUCAUCGACGUGGGUACCAUAUCGAAGGAGCUGUGUCACUCGUUCGGCGAAGCGGCUUGCGCUUGCUACAGCAACUCAAAGGAGCUGGCGUAUCACAUGUUUAAGGCGAGUCACAAGACGGGGGACAGAGUGUGGCCUCUGCCGCUCUGGAGGCAGUAUGAGGACCGCAUAAAGGACACCGACACGGCAGAUAUAGCAAACACUGCUGUUGACAACUUCGGGGAUUCCCCGAACGGUGCAGCGUUCCUCAAGCAGUUCGUAUGCGACAGUAAAUGGUUACAUUUGGACACAUACAACGUCGCCUAUACUACGGGCAGAGAUUUUGCGUACUUACGCAGGGGCAUGACCGGCCGCCCCACUAGGUCACUCAUUGAACUUUUACACAAUAUACUGCCUAAAGAACAAAAUGAAGCCAAGAAAUGUUAGAACCACAUUAUGUACAUUUUUGUCUGUCAGUAACAUGUAACAAUAAAUUUAAAUAAACAUUUUAAAAAUGA